AUGUCGUAUCAGGAUCUUUAUUCGGCGCUUUCUUCAGAAAACAGGGCUUUUUUGGGAAAGGAGAUAGAAGAGGGUGAACUAAAGGAGUUCGGACCGAAAUUGUCGUCACUCAAAACGGCCACGAUAUGGGCUCACAGGUCAACUACGCUCCUGGAUGAAGAUAAUAUUGGAAUCUUCGAAAGGUCAAGGUUUUAUACUGCAUCGCUUGCAACUGCACCGGAGCUCGAUACAUUAUAUGUGAAAAAUGAGGUCCUACGAGACUCCCAGGAUAAAGUUGACGCUUGUCAGAUCGAACAGUUGGGUGAGCAGUUGGGUACUAAAUUCUGCGAUGAAGUGUCAUUAAUUGAAUACUUGGGUAUCACGCAUGCGCGACCGGAGAUACCGGAGGACCAAAUCGCAACGUUAUUCGAUAGGAAAUACGGUUCGGAUUUUUCAUAUCACAUUGAUUCGGAUAUCUCGCAGUCGACUGCUCAUGGCGCUCCAGCUCGAACAAUGGGUCUUUCUGACAGAAAUGGCGUUUCGCACGACGACAAAUUUAAGAAAUUGGGCAGAUCUAUUUCUCCGAAUCAACUAAAGACCGUAGUGGAUGGCCUAGUUGGAGUCGGGUCAGAUCACCUUCCGAUCAUUGAGAUUGAAGGGGUGAGGUUUCGCGAAGGGCAGUCAGACCUUGUUCGAACUUCUCUUUCGGUUCAAAGAACUGGGAAAGAAGGCGGAUUGAAAAUGAAAAGUACAAUUGCACCGGCGCAAUAUGUUGGAUUUCGGAGCCGGUACGUUGAUCCGGACUAUGUUGAGAAUCCGGCUGCUUAUAUCUGUCGUGUCGUCAUUAUAUAUGGUUUAAUAGUGGUGUUAAGUAAGGUUGUGAGUAUUCGGCUGGAAACUUACUUUAUGGUCUAA
This is a messenger RNA of Orbilia oligospora ATCC 24927, 894 nucleotides long. RefSeq lists its product as uncharacterized. The transcript has a single exon. The record is from RefSeq and is a predicted model, not a curated record. Bases 1 to 894 code for a protein of 297 amino acids. NCBI's taxonomy places the organism in Eukaryota, Fungi, Ascomycota, Orbiliomycetes, Orbiliales, Orbiliaceae.